Aspergillus caelatus is the source of this 1683-nucleotide messenger RNA. Its product is annotated as nucleobase cation symporter-1 family protein. Gene Ontology annotation, molecular function: nucleobase transmembrane transporter activity. Gene Ontology annotation, cellular component: plasma membrane. The transcript is spliced from 6 exons. The record is from RefSeq and is a predicted model, not a curated record. The coding region runs from base 1 to 1683 and encodes 560 amino acids. Gene Ontology annotation, biological process: nucleobase transport; transmembrane transport. NCBI's taxonomy places the organism in Eukaryota, Fungi, Ascomycota, Eurotiomycetes, Eurotiales, Aspergillaceae.
AUGAAAGUCCUAACUACUCUGCACGAGAGAUUGACCGUGAAAAGUGUCGACCGAGAUGGCACCCCUCGGACGGUUGAAUUUCUCGACAAUGACUCGAUAAGGCCAACAAGGGUACAAGAUCGAACAUGGUCUCAUAUUACUUACAUAGCCUUCUGGUUCUCGGCAUCGGGAAAUGUGAGCAAUCUCUACGCUGCUUCAACCGGCUUGACAGUCGGAUUGUCUAUGUGGGAGUCCAUUAUCUGUCAGUUAGGGGGACAGAUCUUGGCAGGCAUUCUCAUGGCUCUGAAUGGUCGCGCUGGUGCCCUGUAUCGCAUUUCUUUCCCGGUUCUCUGUCGGUCUAGCUGGGGUCCACUUGGGGCUCUUUGGCCUACAUUUAACCGCGCAGUAAUGGCCAUUGUAUGGAACGGCGUCAAUGCUGUCCAGGGUGCGCAGUGCCUGAAUGUACUACUGCAUUCCAUUUUCCCGUCGAUGGCUAAAAUUCCUAAUACUAUGGGCUCCAAGUCUGCCCUUACCAGUGCAGGAAUGAUAUGCUUUUUCGUGUUCUGGCUCGUCAACUGCGCAUUUCUAUUUAUCCCUAUACCCAAGAUGAGGCUACUCGUCUAUAUCAAAGUGGUAGCUUAUUAUAGUGCCACUGUCGCUAUGCUGGCUUGGACACUCUCUUUAUCUGGAUCUUCUAACCACACACUUCGGUCGCAUUCAACAAUCCACGGUACCGAAAAGUCCUGGAUGGUUGCCAAAUUCUUCUGGCUAGGGCUCGCAAGCGUUGCCACCUUCGUCUCCAAUGCUGCUGAUCUUCAGCGAUAUGCUAGAAGACCGAACGAUGUUAUCUUGGGUCAAAUGUUCAGCUUUCCCGUGGCCAACUUUAUCAUUGCCAUCAUGGGCUGUGUUAUAGCUGCUACCAGUGAACCUAUAUUUGGGGAGCUUAUAUGGAACCCCAUUAAUAUUCUCGAACGUCUCAUGGAAGGCGAUCGCUAUACAGCCGGGAACCGAGCUGGUUGCUUUUUUAUCUCUCUUGGCUUUGUAUACUCAACUAUCUUCACCAAUAUAUUUGAGAACUCCAUACCAGUGGGAAACGAUAUAGCAGCCUUGCUUCCAAAAUACCUCAAUGUCAAGCUUCUAUCCUACGCCAUUUGUCCGUGGUAUCUACUAUCGUCAGCCGCUGUUUUCAUCAAGUUUCUCUCCUCCUAUCAGAUCUUUCUCUCCGCCAUUGCAGGAGUCCUACUCUGCGACUAUUAUCUGAUCCGCCGAGGCCGGCUUUGUAUCCCAGAACUGUACACCAUGAAUCCGGAGGGUCGCUAUCAUUACCUGCGCGGCAUCAAUUUCCGUGCCUUCGCAGUAUAUCUAGUCUCAAUAGCCCCGAGCUUUUAUGGAUUUCUGAGCCAGCUGGGUGUAAAGGCUCCGUUAUCUAUUCAACGGUUCUAUUACGUUUCGUAUCCGACCGGACUGUUGAUUGCAUUCAUUGGAUAUUAUUUAAUAUGCCUUUGCUUUCCUAUCGUGGGAAUGGUGCGAACCCUUGGCUGGUACGAACCUAGAGAUUAUAUUGAUGUGCAUGAUUCCGCCAGAGAUGAUACUACAAUGGACUUUGAUGGUGUUGAUGUCUCGAGGCAGGAGAGUGAUGCAUUCGAUUCCGUUGUUGCAGAAGGUAUCAAACGAGACGAAGAUAUAAAACGGACUAUUGCUUGA